CCCAGCCCUGGACCUAGCCCCGCCCCGCCCCAGCAGCACAUCACUUCGCCGCCCCAUCAUUCGAUGAUGAUACCACCGAACGCGAACGCUCCGCCGCAUCAAGGACCUCCACAUGCCGGACCACCGCCGCCCCCUGGUGGUGGCUACGGUCCUGGCUACGGCGGGCGGUACUACGGCGGCUACGGCAGCGGUUUCCCGCCGGGUUACUACUACACGGGCGAGCACUACGCGCAUCACGCGCAUCCUCACAUGCCGCACCACGCCCCCCACCCGCAGCAUCCAGCGCAUCCCCAGCAUCCUGCACCUCACCCUGCGCCCCAUCAUCUCGUCAAACCGGAGGAGUCACAAGUAAAGAAAGAGGGCGAAUGAUUGUCACCGAAGCGCGUCGUCAAACGACGUCGCAAAUCCUCGCCGAAGGAACAAGUGAUUUAGAGACACUAGUGCAGUGAACACAUUAAUACGUUUACAUUGCCGAAACAUGUAUAAAAAUAUAAUGAGAAUCGCUUAUUUUCUUUAUAAAAAAAUAAAGAAUAUGUUUUUGUACAGAUUGGCAGUGGAACCUCGGUUAAAUAAAUCUAUUCGUGUUUAAUGUAGUGUAAAUGUUGAACUUUACUAAAGGUUUUACUGUUCUGUUUCUUGUUUAUGGCUCUCCCUCAUCGGAUUUAAGGUUUUAUACGUGUAAAAGUAUUUUGAUAUUUCUGAUCAAAUUAGACGAGAUAUAAAAUUGAGGUUGUUUGUAUGAAUAAGAGUUUGCUUGGAAUUUUGGAUUACAGCCAUUAUCAGUUUAUAAGAACUUGAAUAGUAAUCAAAUAACAUUUAUAAAAUAAUUCCAUUAUUAUUUUUAUAGAAUUCUUGUAACCAUUUUUUUUAGAUUAGACGGCCAAUACGCUAUUUUUUUGUAAAAAUUGUGAGAUAAAGAGAAGAGAUAUAUUUGAAAACCUAAAUUUAAAACAUUUGAUUAAAUAUUUUGGAGUAAAAAGUUUACGAAUUUCUAAAAAUAUGCAGUUUGUCUAUAGUAAGAAAGGUUAAGAUUGGAACAAGGUUACUAUCUUUACAGUAACUAAGUUAGGUUUAAUUAGAAAUAAAAAUCAUUUUAAUUGUAAGCAUGUAUACAUAGUUAUUAACCUUAGCAUGUAAUACACAGACAUAUAAAAACGGCUAAAACACUCACAAAUGUUCGUCCGGUAGCGGCACCGACUAGUUUCGCUAAGUGAACGAAGUGCCGCGUCCGCGAAAUAAUACCAGUCCUACUCACCUUGUUGAAUUUACCCGAUGGGCUUGAAUUAGUCGGUGCCGACACGGGACACUCAUAUGUAAGUGUUUUAGCCGUGUUUGUAUAACUUUAUGAUAAUGUCUCACGAAAGUUUGAAUAAUUUAAUAAUACAUUGAUUUGGUUAUAUUAGAUUGAUAAUAUAAAUAAGUUCUUAAAAUACUAAACUAAGUUUAAUGAAUAUUUAUCUGUUGUCAUCUUGGAUGCGGUUACUGUUUCUACCAAACUGUGCGAUGAUCGGUUGACCACUCAAUAUUGUACCGUUGACUUCAUCCAAUGCUUUUAUGGCUAGAUUUUCACCUGGAAUUAGAGAAUAAAUGAUUUUAUUGUA
Messenger RNA from Papilio xuthus (Asian swallowtail), 1601 nucleotides. Its product is annotated as forkhead box protein B2-like. Bases 64 to 369 code for a protein of 101 amino acids. The record is from RefSeq and is a predicted model, not a curated record. Lineage: Eukaryota; Metazoa; Arthropoda; Insecta; Lepidoptera; Papilionidae. The transcript has 4 exons.